AUGAAGCCACAAGGUGACAGCCCGGACGAAGCGCCCGCCCUUUGCUGGGGGCUCUGCCGUGGCUGGCUCGCCCCGGGGCCCCCCGCUCCCUCCAGCCUGUUCGCCCUGGUGCAGGUGGUGGUGGAGCGCUACCAGAAGGAGAAGACCUUGCCCGCCUUGAGUAGGACCAAGUUUCUGGUGUCCCAGGACCUGCCCCUGUCCCAGUUCGCCAUCACCCUGCGCCUGUUCGCCCUGGUGCAGGUGGUGGUGGAGCGCUACCAGAAGGAGAAGACCUUGCCCGCCUUGAGUAGGACCAAGUUUCUGGUGUCCCAGGACCUGCCCCUGUCCCAGUUCGCCAUCACCCUGCGGACCCGUCUGUGCCUGGCCUCCUCCCAGACCUUCUACCUGCUGGUGAACAACAAAGGGCUGCCGAACAUGACGGUCACCAUGCAGGAGCUGUACCGUGACAACAAGGACGAGGAUGGCUUUCUCUACUUGACCUACGCCUCCCAGGAGAUGUUCGGCAGCUGUUCCUCUGGUGACCCAGUGGCCGCUAGGCUGUGA
Molecule: messenger RNA, 543 nt
Organism: Struthio camelus australis
Lineage: Eukaryota; Metazoa; Chordata; Aves; Struthioniformes; Struthionidae
Source: RefSeq, a predicted model, not a curated record